CCAUAACAACUGUCAGUUGAUCGGUGCUGCGGGUUAAAUGUUUUGUAAUUAGUCAAAUAAUUAUAAAUAAUAUUGCAAUGGCAAUAAGUAGAGUCGUAAAAUAAAAGUAAAGUGUUUUACUAGUGAAAAAUAUGUGGUAAAAUUCCAAAUCGUCGAAUAAACAAUUGAAAAGUUGACAGUGACAAAUGACAAGUGCCAGCUCAGCUUAAUGUUUUCAAAGAAUUUUCAGCUUUUUGAGUAAUUUUCGAAAAUUAUGGCGUAUGAGAAUGGUGUGCAUAGUGUGGAAGUAUCAGCGGCAUUUAUUGAAUCGUUACAAACCGAUUUCAAGAAUCUGGCAUUAGAAUCUAAGAAGAAGUAUCCGGUUAUAAAAGAGUCAUGUGAGGAAGCUAUAGUUAAACUAAAAGCAGCUUUAUCAACUCCUCAAACUUCUAUUUACUACGUUAUCAACCAAAUUAUUUACCCUUUGUCACAGGGUUGUGAAACUAAAGAUGUCAAAUUAAUUAAAGGUUGCUUACAAAUUAUACAAAAAUUAAUAACACAUCAACUAAUAGAUCAAAAAGGUGCGCUUUAUAUCACUGAUACGUUAUGGACUUUGAUGGAAUCUGGGAUAGAAGAAGUAAAAAUACUUCAGUCAGUCACUUUGUUACUGACAACAAAUACAGUAGUGCAUGGAGACACCCUAGCAAGGACCUUGGUUUUGUGUUUUCGUUUGCAUUUUGCUAAAAAUUCGACUACAAUUAAUACUGCUGGGGCCACAGUCAGGCAAUUAGUGUCUCUCGUAUUUGAACGUGUGGUUGCAGAGGACGAAAUUUUAUCAAAAAACGAAAAUACUCCGGUCCAGAAACAAAUCAACAUGGAAGAUUUUAAAGUACCAAGUGGGACUCCACCAAAAGGGUUGCCACCAUGCGCCGCCGAUGCGUAUUUGUUAUUUCAAGACUUAGUUCAAUUAGUUAACGCUGAUCAACCCUACUGGUUGAUUGGAAUGACUGAAAUGACGCGUACUUUUGGUUUAGAGUUGCUUGAGUCGGUUUUGACACAAUUUUCAGUUGUUUUCUACAAGAACGCUGAGUUUAGUUUUCUAUUGAAGGAGCGGGUUUGUGCUCUUGUUAUAAAAUUAUUUUCGCCCAAUAUUAAAUACAGGAGCACUAUGUCAUCAAAUGUACAGCAAGCGACCCCUUUUGAAAAACCUUAUUUUCCGAUAAGUAUGAGACUGUUGCGGGUUGUGUCUAUUUUAAUUCAGAAGUAUCACAGUCUUCUGGUGACUGAAUGUGAAAUAUUUUUAUCUCUAAUUGUGAAAUUUUUGGACCCUGAUAAGCCCACUUGGCAACGAUCACUUGCCUUGGAAGUCCUGCAUAAAAUGACAAUUCAACCCGAACUUUUGAAUUCAUUUUGUAAAUGUUAUGAUCUCAACAAACAUACCACUAGUAUUUUUGAGGAUAUCGUCAAUUCCUUGGGGGCUUACGUCCAGUCACUUUUUGUAAAUGCACAAUUACAAAUGACGACAAUGACUAUAACUCAAGGCCAGCCUCCGGUAUUUUUGGGGGGUUUGCCGGCCGGUCCCGGUGUUUCCCCUCAACCUGGGUUUUUGAUGCGUGGUGUUUGGUUGCCAAUUGUGACGACUUUUCCGACAGGACAAACAAAAUCGAUUUAUUUGGAAAUGUUGGAUAAAAUUGAGCCGCCCACAAUUCCUGACGGUUAUGGCAUUUCUAUUGCUUAUGCCAGUCUUUUGGAAAUAAUUCGGUCUUUGCAAAUCACAAUCGGGCCUCAGCAACAAGGCGAAAGCCAAUCGCCGCCACCUGAAUCCACAGAAGAGGACCGAAAACUCCACACCCAGUUGAUAAUAUCAAGUUGGUGUGGCUUACUCGCAGCGUUGACUCCACUUAUUGACGCAAGUACCGACGAAUCGGUUACUGAAAAUAUCCUAAAAGCGUUACAAACCUAUGCAUCGCUUAGUGGGGAACUGGGUCUAGACACUCCAAGAGAUGCGUUUAUUACAGCUAUCUGUAAAUCGUCACUUCCGCCACAUUACGCCCUAACUGUCUUAAACACAGUAUCGAGUGGGAUUCGAACAGGACAUCGAGAUGGCCAGGAAUUGCAUGCGAUGGCGAAUUAUGGCGAAGCCGACUAUAGACAACAAGUCGUAGCUGUGGGAACGCCACUCCCAACGUCUUCGGUGCCGGCAGGAACACAACAAGGCCCUGUUAUGCUCACUUCUAAAAAUUUACAAGCGAUGCGAGCUUUGCUUAGCUUGGCCCAUUGUCACGGAAGUAUCCUUGGAACAUCCUGGCAUUUAGUUUUGACAACUCUACAACAUUUAGUUUGGAUUUUGGGUUUGAAGCCCUCAACUGGUGGCAGUUUAAAAGCCGGUCGCUUCACAACCGAUUCGAACGCGGUUAUAACCACAUCAGUAAUGGCUGAUUUGCCCGUUUUGUCCCAAAUGUUGAGCCGGUUAUUUGAAACGAGCCAAUAUCUUGACGAUGUGGCCUUACAUCACCUUAUCAAUGCUCUCUGUAAAUUGUCACAGGAAGCCAUGGAACUAGCCUACUCGAAUCGCGAACCGUCACUAUUUGCCGUUGCUAAGUUACUAGAAACCGGUUUGGUUAACAUGCCAAGAAUUGAGGUUUUAUGGCGGCCUUUAACCAAUCAUUUGUUGGAAGUUUGUCGACACCCUCAUAUUAGGAUGAGAGAAUGGGGGGUUGAGGCUAUAACGUAUUUGGUCAAGUCAGCGUUGCAUUAUAAACACACUGUACCAUUGAGAGAUAACCAAAAAUUGCAAACUUUACUUCUGGGACCGCUCUUUGAACUGUCUUCAGUACCACAUGGGGAUGUAAGACAGAGGCAGCUCGAGUGCGUCCUUGAGAUUUUACAUGGGGCGGGGGAAACGCUCUCACAUGGCUGGCCCCUUGUUUUGGGCAUUAUUGGCGCCGUCAGCGACCAACACGGUGAAAAUUUGAUACGGAUCGCGUUUCAAUGCCUCCAGUUGGUCAUAACCGAUUUCCUCCCGGUGAUGCCGUGGCGCUGUUUGCCUCUAUGCGUGGACACUGUUGCCAAAUUCGGGUCCCAGACGCAAGAAUUGAACAUUUCUCUAACCGCAGUCGGGCUUAUGUGGAACAUUUCCGAUUAUUUCCACCAGAAUCAGGGUAAAUUGAGCCAGACUUUAACCGAGGACACUACAGUCCUCCCUGAUUUUCCUGGGACUUUAAAUAUGCCCAGUUUUGAUAAACUUUGGAUGUGUUUGUAUGCACGUCUCGGCGAACUCUGUGUCGACUCGCGCCCGGCUGUGCGAAAAUCGGCCGGUCAGACUUUGUUUUCCACGAUAUCAGCCCAUGGUGGGCUUUUGAAACAAUCAACAUGGCAGGCGAUUCUGUGGCAGGUGUUGUUCCCUCUCCUCGAUAAGGUCCGAAAUUUAUCGAAUUCGGCCAGCAGUGAGAAAGUCGACGCUGGGGGCAACAUCCUAAUACACCACACGAGAAACACAGCACAAAAACAGUGGGCCGAGACACAAGUUUUGACAUUAUCGGGAGUUGCGAGAGUUUUUAAUACUAAAAGACAACUGUUGCAAGCUCUGGGAGAUUUUCCACGAGCCUGGUCUAUACUUUUGGAAUUUAUCGAAAAUGCGGCGUUGAGUAAAAAUAACGAGGUUUCAAUAGCUGCACUAAAGUCAUUCCAAGAGAUACUCUUCUUGAGUAAAACUCAACCAACUGACAAUAAAGCUGUGAUUGAGGAUAGAGAAAUUUGGGCGAUUGCGUGGAAAGUUUGGGUGAAAAUUGGGACUGAAAUAACAAUCCCGGCUCUAGAGAGUGAACAAAGUGACGAUUUCUAUUUCCCGAGUCAGACAUUUUUGACGGCUUUGGUCCAAAUAUUCCCCAGUGUUUUUCAGCAUAUUAAAAGUAACUUCAACUUGGAUGAUUUAAAACAGUUAGGGACUGUUUUAACAAAUGCUGUUAGUGUCCCAGUAUAUGGCGAAUCUACCCCUUAUAUGAUCUCAACUUCGUCAGAUGUGAGUCUAACCCCGUUGCAUGAUGGUGUCUUACACACCAUGGAAUUGUUGCAAAAGGAAGCUCUCGCUAGGAAUAACAGUAAAAUGAUUCCGGAGUUAUUUAAAAGGUUGCUCAUUUUUGCAAGAUUCACUUGUACUCCCCCAAACUCCGGCAGAUUGGACAACAGACAUACCAAAGUCUCGGAUUGGAUCACUAUGAACUAUAUCCCUUUCGGGGAAAAAGCAAUGACAAUGACUGUCAAACUUUACGAAAAAACAGCCGAAAAUCCCGAAGUCAUCGGCGGGAAUAUUCUACACGGAAUAAUCGCAGCCCUUCAUAAACCUCUAGCUUUAAAAUACAAUUGUUUCUCUAACAGUAUUUGGAAACUGGCGGCUAAUAGCCUAAUCAGUGUAUUAAAAACCGGCCUUAAGGUCGCCCGAGCUAACGGGAAUCAAUUUGCCUCGAUGUGGCCUGAAUUAGCCACAACUUUAAACGAUUUCUUAUUCCCGAGUAUGUCUGCACCUGCUGAUAAAGGCUUAGACGAAAUGGUGUCUGAUGAAGCGACUGAUUGCCAACUCAUUGAGUUACUGAGGACUGAAAUUUUGCCCUAUUCCAGUCAAAUACCAAAAGAUUUUAUCAUGCAAGUUGUCGUGUUACUAAACAAAGGGUCGAUUCAUUCCGCUACAAAUGUCAAAACUGACAGUGAUUCGGAAUUGACACUUCGGGAAGAGUUCGCAAAGACGUGUUUCGAGACUUUGUUGCAGUUUUCCUUAAUUGACGGUGAUAAUAGAGCGUUGGUUGUCAAUGGUGAUGAUUUGGCCGGACAGCUUGCGGUCACCUCUCUUUUGCAGAGAUUUCAGGAGGUAUUGGAGAAAUAUAUCGAGGACGAGAAGCUGAGCGGCAAGUGCCCCUUGCCGAGGUACCGUCUUUCCGAAAUUUCGUUUGUUCUUAAAGCUGUGACCACUCUAAUCAUAUCAAUGAAAAAGGCCCAUGUUAAAGAAGAUAGUACAGGCUGGGAACAUUUGAUAAAAUUGUACCCAUUUUUAGUCGAAUGUACAACAACGACAUCUACGCAAGUUUCGAGGCCGUUGAGGGAAGCUCUUCUACAGUUCUGUGAUUUAUUGCAACCACCUGUGACUAAGAAAACAAACGGUGAAAAAUUCUGAAUUCGAGUGUUUGUACCUGCCCUGAUAUCAAUCGCAUUCUGAUUGAUUUAAAAUUCUGUUUUGUUCAAUACACGUUUGUAAUUUGAACCACUUCCAGCGUUUUGCCAUGUUUUAGUUUUGAUUACAUGUUAUAGUUUAUAUAAAUUUGUAAAGUUUUAGCGUUUCAAAAUAAAAUAUUAAAAAUU
This is a messenger RNA of Tribolium madens (black flour beetle), 5331 nucleotides long. RefSeq names its product protein MON2 homolog (gene mon2). The record is from RefSeq and is a predicted model, not a curated record. The transcript is spliced from 14 exons. The coding region runs from base 254 to 5146 and encodes 1630 amino acids. Lineage: Eukaryota; Metazoa; Arthropoda; Insecta; Coleoptera; Tenebrionidae.